Messenger RNA from Phragmites australis (common reed), 2216 nucleotides. RefSeq lists its product as uncharacterized. The coding region runs from base 245 to 1885 and encodes 546 amino acids. The record is from RefSeq and is a predicted model, not a curated record. The transcript is spliced from 9 exons. Lineage: Eukaryota; Viridiplantae; Streptophyta; Magnoliopsida; Poales; Poaceae.
ACGUGCCGACACCCACAUUUUUUUCAAAAAAAAACAAUUUCCCCACCACUCCAACGCAACGCCGCCGCUCCAACGGCUCGUUUCCCAGCCGGCCGACCCUCCACCCGCUCACGCUCCCCUUCGCAAUCUCAAAUUCCAUCGCCACCAGUCCACCAUCCCAGCCAGUCAGCCAACUCUUCGUCCUCCUCCUCGCUGCCGCCGCGCCUGCGACCGCCCGGUACCGUCAUCAAGAAUCCAAAACAACAUGGGGAUACCAUCGAGACUCCCGGGCCGCAAGGAGGAGGAGGAGUACGACGACGCCGUGUUCUACGAGGACAUCGAGGCGCCCAAGUUCGUGGACCUCGCCGCGCCCGAUGCCGCCCUCCCCAUCGACGACCCGGCCUGGUUCUGCCUCCGCGUCGGUUGCGACCAGAGCCAUGAGCAGAUCGACCCGGAGGCACUGGACCGGAGCUUCUUCAUGCGGGUCAUGGCGGCGAGAAGCCCCAACGUGCGGCAGCAGAAGGCGAUCAGUAGGAGAAACCAGAGAUCAAUGCUGAAAUGCCCGCACUCUGCGCCGCCGAAGCCUCCAAGGGCCCGGUUCGCGAGGAUGAGCACGGCGACGGAGGCCGCCGAGAAGGCUGCGACGAAGGCCAAGACGACGACCCAGCGGCUCUGCGCCCAGCGAGCGUCGCCGAACCGGACCAAGGCCGCGAGGAUCGAAGUUCCCAGCGCGAGGAAGAAGGCACUGACGACGCCGCGGAGCAUGGCCGUCCGGCCGAGGCAGGAUCCGUUCCUCAGCGUGAAGCAUCAGAAGGAGCCUAUCGCCGCGGCGGCGAGGAAGGGGACGGUCGUCAAGGCGCUGUUCAUGAGCACGCCGAGGAAGGAGGCCGCCCCGACGCCCUUGCCUGCCAAGAACAAGGAGGCCGUGUCUGAGGUCUGUUCCAAGUUGAGGAAGCUGAAUCUGGCGUGUCGGGAGGUGCCGAGCAGGUACAUGUGUCAGUCGAAUCCGAAGAUUUCGAAGAAAGGUGAAGCGACCGCGGCGCCGAUGAUCACGAAGAGAGGGCCAGAAUCCAGGAUGAAUGGCAAGAAGAAAACUUUAGGCCGCUCGGCGAAGUGUGCUAAUGCUGAACCUGACGAAGGAAACCGAAAUGGCUGUGAUAACACUGCUGCAGAUGAGAACUCACUUGCAGAAACUGCAAGCUCCCAUCUGGAAAGUAAGGUGGUGCUGCAGGAAUUGAAAAUUGAGGCGGGUACAUUGCGAGCUGACAAUUCCGAUGACAGCAAGGAGAAUCUGUCAAAUGCCGGGCAGCUGAUUGAAGAAGCCUUGAACAAUUUGCAUUCUGAAGGUGAAAACACACCAUUGGAGAACAAUGAGAAUGCUCCUCUGAAGGUGGCUAAAAUGCAGAGGAAGGUGAAUCCAGAGAAAGUAGGAAAGCUCAAGAAAACUACCAAUCCCAGGCCAUUUAGGCUAAGGACUGAUGAAAGAGGAGUGCUGAAAGAAGUAAAACCUGAAAGAAAGCAGCCGUUUGCCGAGAACAAUUCCAUGGCAGUACUCAACGAUGCAAACAGAGUGAUGCCAAUGGACAAAUAUCCCCAUGGAAAGGGACGAGACAAACCGAUCUGUGGCGAGAAACAGAAGAAACAAACCACACAAAUUGCCACGAGUCAGCUUGGUGAGGCCAAACCUGACUUGAAUAGCAUCCGAUGCAAUAAUGCGAGGUCUGCGAUGACGAAAGGAAAACUUGUUGAGAAAUCGCAGAGAGUUUCUAGGGUAGUGUCAUCAACAAGAACAACCAAGAAACCAAGUGGUGGUCUCAUGGGACCUCCUCGCAGUGAAAUUAUCCGAAUUGGAAAGGAGAGGAAGGCUUCAGUGAAAUUAUCCAGACUUCAAGCGGCUGCUGCUUGAGUGAGUGCACGGUCAGGGAGGAAAGGAGAAACUGCGACAAUGGUUUUAUUGUCUGCUCCAGUGACGAGUUCUGUAUUUACCGGUUCGAUUUCGUUUUCUGAGUUUUGUUAACUUCGGUGAUUGGUGUGGUGAAAUUCAAAUUCGUCUGCUUUGUACCAUCUUCACCAACCAGAUUCUUUGUGUAGCUUGUUUCAGAAUUGAUUCUUUCUGUAACUGUAAACUGGGGGAGAGAGGACGCCCAGCCCAUGAGUCACUUAGCUGUGGAAGCCACUGUUUCGUGCUGUGUUCUUGUUUCAAUAGAGCAUUGUGGGCUGAAUGCCAUUUCCAUUCA